Molecule: messenger RNA, 3105 nt
Organism: Raphanus sativus (radish)
Lineage: Eukaryota; Viridiplantae; Streptophyta; Magnoliopsida; Brassicales; Brassicaceae
Exons: 1
Coding region: 1-3105 (1034 amino acids)
Molecular function (GO): nucleic acid binding; RNA-DNA hybrid ribonuclease activity
Source: RefSeq, a predicted model, not a curated record
AUGGCGGACUCAUCACCGGACGAAGUCAUUGCAGGGAUUAAUAAGAAUCUCCUUGAAGCCUACAAGGCAGAAGAGGCCUUUUGGAAACAGAGAAGUAGACUCAUGUGGCUGGCUCUGGGAGACAAGAACACAGCCUUCUUUCAUGCAGUUUCAAAAGGACGCAAAGCACGUAAUAAGCUCACAGUCAUGGAAAAUACUGAAGGGCUUCCUGUCUACGAAGAGGAACAGAUAGCGGCGGAGAUCGAACAAUACUUCUCGGAGAUAUUUACCUCUGUCGGGUCCAACAGUGAAGAAGUGGUGUCAAAGGCGUUAUCGGUACGCGUCUCUGCAACAACAAACCAGUCUCUAAUUUCGAUCCCGACAGAGAAGGAGAUUAAGAAAGCACUGUUUGCAAUCCACCCCGACAAAGCACCAGGUCCGGAUGGCUUCUCAGCCUCCUUCUUUCAGGCUAACUGGGACGCGGUGAAGAGUGCUGUAGUGGAGGAGAUCCGCCUUUUCUUCAUCACCGGGAAAAUGCCGGAUACGAUCAACGAAACACACGUCCGCCUCAUCCCAAAGAUUCAGAAUGCGCUCAAAGUCUCGGAGUUUAGACCUAUUGCUUUAUGCAACGUCUAUUAUAAGAUCAUAUCCAAGCUUCUCUCCCUCCGUCUACGCCCCAUCCUCAAUGAUAUCAUCUCCGAGAACCAAUCAGCCUUCCUUCCGGGCCGAGCUAUAGCUGAUAAUGUACUUAUCACUCAUGAGAUCCUCCACUACUUGAAGGGAUCGGAAGCAAAGAAGCACUGUUAUAUAGCGGUGAAAACCGAUAUGAGCAAAGCCUACGAUAGGCUUGAAUGGGGCUUCAUCCGUUUGGUGUUUGAGAAACUUGGUUUUGAUGGUAUUUGGAUCAAUUGGGUGAUGGAGUGCAUAACGACAGUCUCCUACUCCUUUCUGGUUAAUGAUUCUGCUCUAGGACACGUAACACCGGAACGAGGCAUCCGGCAAGGCGACCCCCUCUCCCCGUAUAUCUUCAUUCUAUGCGGAGAAGUUCUAUCCGGUUUGUGUCAAGCGGGACAGCAAAAUGGGGAACUCACGGGGGUGAAAAUUGGCCAGCAGUGCCCGAGGAUCAAUCACCUACUGUUUGCGGACGAUACUAUGUUCUUCACCAAAGCCUCCCCCGACUGUUGUUCUUACCUCAUCGCCACUUUAAAGGAGUAUGAAAGUGCUUCGGGACAGCUAAUUAACGCCUCUAAAUCAUCAAUCUCUUUCUCGUCAAAGACACCACAGGAGACCCGAGAUCGGGUCAAAAACAUCCUUGGUAUUGAGAAGGAGGGAGGUGUAGGCAAGUACCUCGGCCUCCCGGAGCUGUUCUCUAGGAAGAAACGUGAUGUGUUUUCAUCGAUCGUUGAUAAAAUCAAGAUCCGCGCAUCAUCCUGGUCCACUCGACGGUUAUCUGCUGCGGGUAAGCUAACCAUGCUGAAGUCGGUCCUCUCCGCUAUUCCGACAUACUCCAUGUCAUGCUUUCCACUACCGGUUGGGUUAUGUAAACAGAUCCAAUCUGCACUUACCCGGUUCUGGUGGGAUCAAGAUCCCGCCGUAAAGAAGAUAUGUUGGGUAUCUUGGGAUUCACUUACACAGCAUAAGGAUGAGGGGGGACUUGGAUUCCGAGAAAUACAAGAUUUCAACGUAGCGAUGCUAGCUAAGAACGCAUGGCGUAUACUGACUUCCCCAUCGAGCCUCCUUGCUCGGCUUCUUUUAGGGAAAUACUGUCAUAGUACUAGCUUCCUCUCUGCUACCUGUCCGAAAUCAGCUUCACAUGGAUGGCGAGGCGUAAUUGCGGGAUGUCAACUUCUCAAGCUACAAUUGGGCAAAGCCAUUGGUAAUGGUAAUACAACUAAGGUGUGGACCGACUCUUGGUUAUCUACUACAGAACGUUUGACCCCUUUCGGACCUCCCACAGAAGCUACGAGAGACCUCUUUGUUGCGGAUUUGAUUCAGCGAGGAACUGGGGAAUGGAACCGCCACCUAGUGGAAUCUAUUCUCCCGGAACUAGCGCCCUUAGUCUACCUAAUCAAGCCAAGCAGGCUUGAUGCAGAGGACUCUUUCUGUUGGCUAAAGACAAAGUCUGGCAUCUACAGUGUCAAGUCCGGCUACUACGCCCGACGUGAUGAAACUACACAAGACCUCCCGCUACAACCGCUCCUACAAGACUUCAACUGGAGAAAGUUUGUAUGGCGAGAAGAGACUUCUCCUAAACUCAAACUCUUCUUAUGGAAGCUCUGUCGCGGCGCCCUCCCCCUUGGAGUUAACUUGCAACACAGAGGAAUUGAAACAAAUGGAAACUGCCCCCAUUGUUUAGAACCAGAAACAGAACUUCAUCUCUUCUUCCUGUGCCCGUUUGCAAAACAGGUCUGGGAGGCAGCUCCAUUUACGACGCCACCGGACUUCGCCACCAUCACGACACUCCAUGAUGCGUUUCUGAUCAUGUCGACCCUUCUAUGCGUACCUCCGACCGGAAUCAGCAGCAGUCUCACGUCGUGGUUACUAUGGAGCAUAUGGACAUCCCGCAAUACACUGGUGUUUGAUUGCAGGUCCCAAUCAGCGAAGGCAGUGAUGGAGAAGACGGUACCGGCAGCCAGAGAAUGGAUCCUUGCCCAAUCUGAGUUCAAGCCAACGAGACACCAAUCUAUCCUGCUACCUGAAGCAACGCUCCCUCCUCCUAAUACUUUCGUAUGCAACACGGAUGGGGCAUGGAUGGCGUCACAACGAGCAGGUCUAGGAUGGGUGAUCGCGAACCAGGAGCAAAGCUACAUAUCGGAGGGUUCUCAGGCAGUCUUUCAUGUUUCAUCACCCCUCAUGGCGGAAGCGCUGGCUAUGAGGGAAGCUCUCCAAGAAGCUAAGCGCAACUCUAUUCACAACGUCUGGUGUAAAACCGACUCUCAGGAGCUCGCAAGAGCUAUCAACUCGAAGUCAUAUUCGGUGGAGCUUUUCGGAGUUCUCAUGGAUAUCGAGUUUCUAUCCACUGCAUUUGCUUUCUUUUCUGUUUCUUUUGUUAGCCGAGAGAACAAUUCAGCAGCUGACUCUCUGGCCAAGUUUGCUCUCCAUAACUCUAUUGCUACCUUGUUUUGA